Penaeus vannamei (Pacific white shrimp) is the source of this 2311-nucleotide messenger RNA. Its product is annotated as growth hormone-inducible transmembrane protein. Gene Ontology annotation, cellular component: mitochondrial inner membrane. The record is from RefSeq and is a predicted model, not a curated record. Lineage: Eukaryota; Metazoa; Arthropoda; Malacostraca; Decapoda; Penaeidae.
CUCAGGAUCCCUUUAAUAUUUACAUCACCCUCAGCUGUUCUAGAACAAAACACGAAAGGCGAAAGUGGUCACACACUCCCGAUUUCUGAGUUAAUUUUCCUGCAUUCACAAAUCCACAAAGAUGUUGGCUGCAAGACUAUCUGCAAUGGGCACUACUUGUGCAAGGGGGUUCAUGCGAUCCUCCCUUAUCAGCACACCCAAAUCUCCCUUCAUGCCAAUUGUCCGUGGCUAUAGAGAGGGUGGCAGAGGCUUCACACGACGGUCCAGGGUCCAGAUGCAGUCUGCACAGGUCACAGAGUCUGCUGUUAAGGGCAAAAUUGGACCCAUGGAAGUUGGACAGAUAGCUGUAGCCGGAGGUGCUGUGCUCGGAAUGGGAGCUCUAUGUUACUAUGGCCUCGGAAUGUCUAACGAGCCAGGGGCCAUUGACCGUGUUGUAGUAUGGCCUCAGUUUGUACGGGACAGAAUCCGGGACACAUACCUGUACUUGGGAGCAUCAUGUGCUGCAACAGCUGCCUCUGCUAUUGCCGUAUUCAAAUCACCCAUGGGCCACCGCUUCUUUGCAUUGUGUUCAAGGCAUCCCAUUGCUUCAACAAUUGGCAUCAUUGUCGCUCUUAUGGGCACAGGCCAGGCGAUGAUGGCCAUUCCCUAUUCACCAGGCAUUGGGUCGAAACAGAUGAUGUGGUUGCUCAACUGUGGAAUACUUGGCUUGGCCAUUGCACCCGUCGGCGCAUUGGGUGGGGCUCUGGCCAUCAGGGCAGCUUGGUACACAGCUGGUAUUGUAGGAGGUUUGAGCACUGUGGCUGUCUGUGCUCCAAGUGACAAGUUCCUCAACUGGGCAGGACCACUGGGUAUUGGUCUAGGUGGCGUCUUUGUAGCUUCCAUCGGCUCCGCUUUCUUGCCCCCAACCUCAGCCCUCGGUCUCUCUCUCUAUUCCAUCUCCCUUUAUGGUGGCCUGUUGCUCUUCUCAGCCUUCCUCUUGUAUGAUACACAGAAGGUCAUCCGGAAAGCUGAGACCCACCCCAACAUGUGGGGGGUCAUGCCUUAUGACCCCAUCAACAUGUCCCACCACAUUGUGCUGGAUGUGGUCAACAUCUUUGUGCGAAUGGUCCAAAUUCUGGCCAUGGGAGGAGGAAGACGGAAGUAAUUCGCAAGCUUGAUUCUAAACCUUGCUAGCCUUAUGGCUGACUUGUGGAUUAAGGCUUAGAUUAAAAUGAUAGUGUUUGUAAAUGUUAUGCAUUAUUAUUAUGGCAACGAUGAUAAUUAUUAUUAAGGUAUUUGAAAGUCAUGGUGACAGUGUCAGAAAAGCUGCUGUUGGAGUUUAUAACUACUUUAUUUAAACUGGAAUUUUCUUUGCCUUCUUUUUCUUCAUAAUAGGUAGCAUCUGUUUUAAAAAGUUGAAGAAAGACGUAUAUGUGAACUCUAUAUUAAUUUCUGGUUAUAAUAUCAUUAUGUAUUAAUGCAUUAAUACUUUACUAUGUGUAGACUUGUUGAUAAAGCUUCAUGAAAUUGGUUUGAUUAUUUUUUGUUGUUUAUAUUUUUAUUUUUAGUAUUACUGUUGUUAGUUUUACUUUUCUUAUUAAUGUUAUUCUAUAAUUUUAAUCAUAUAUUUUUUUUUACUGUGAACAAACACUCACAUAGGAAAACUUUAUUCCAUAUAUUAUAAUUUAUUUUAAAACUUUGAAAAUGCAUGGAUUGUAAGAACUGAGUACUUACAGUAGCUUAUCAUACAUGGUUCUUGCUAGUCACGGUGUAUGCUUAAAACUUUUUUUAUUUUUAACUCAUCCAGGUAAUUAUUUAUUUCAUUAUUAAAAGGGAGAAAGUUUGUUGUUUAUUCAAAUUCAGUAGACUGGUUAGGUUUAUUUUUUGUCUGCUGUUUUAUCCUUAGUGAUAUUUAUUUUUUUUUUUUAUUAGAGAAAGGGAUUGCCUAUGUGUUAGAUAUAGGUAUUGUAGUUCUACUAUCUCCUAUCAAUAUGAUAUUUGAUUAUACUCCAGUGAUGUAAAUGUUCAAAUUAUUUGAAAAGGAUAUAAAUCACAGAAAAGUUGAAGAAAUAGAGACAUCUGAUACAGCAAGGAAGUUUAAGAGAGAGAGAGAGAGAAUUCUAAAAAAGAUCUGAACAAGUCGAAGGUGAUCAGGAGCAGUGCAAUGACUGAUAUACGGAAUUACUUCCAAAAUUGAUAACAGGUCUAAAGCGAUGAAAUCUGCUAGCAGAAUAUUGAACACAAUAUUCUAGCAAUGCUUACUCAGCUUUCCUUGCUAAGAUAUGUAUCUUUGAAUAUGUAUAUAUCUGUUAAUAAAAUUUAAUUUCUAUUU